Chroicocephalus ridibundus (black-headed gull) is the source of this 3338-nucleotide messenger RNA. RefSeq names its product achaete-scute family bHLH transcription factor 3 (gene ASCL3). Gene Ontology annotation, molecular function: DNA-binding transcription factor activity, RNA polymerase II-specific; RNA polymerase II transcription regulatory region sequence-specific DNA binding; protein dimerization activity. Bases 2799 to 3338 code for a protein of 179 amino acids. Lineage: Eukaryota; Metazoa; Chordata; Aves; Charadriiformes; Laridae. Gene Ontology annotation, biological process: regulation of transcription by RNA polymerase II; developmental process. The transcript is spliced from 2 exons. The record is from RefSeq and is a predicted model, not a curated record.
UCACCAAAUUGAAAAAAGUUUUAAAUCCCUGUCUCUAGUUUAGCUAUGCAUCUAAUUAUGUUAUUGUCAUAUACAGUUUUCAGUUCCGGUGUGGAAGGAAAGGGUACAUGGAAUAGUACUGUAUGUUGCUGGGUGCAGUUUCGGCUUGCUUAGCUCACAGCCUGGGGGACAGAGUAGCACGGGAAAUAAACUGUACCUGUACACAUAGCUCUGUCACAUCAGGGGUGGAAACACAGUUGCCCCAUAACAACUUUUGCACUUGACUGCAGCUCUUUUGCAGAUACAGAGCUUUAUUCUCUUGUCAGUCCUGUAGUCUUCCAGAAUCUGAGUUAACCUGGAGGGUAUAGUAAUGGGUGGCUAAUUGGUGGAAGAACAGGAUUCUUGCUUUAAAUUAAAAAAAAAAAAAAAAAGAAAAAGGGAAGCACAAGGUGGAUUGCCAGGACAAAAACUUGGGUUCAGUUACUGUGUUCGACAUAUAUCCCCUCGACAUAUCCCCCAUAUAUGACCCCGAUGAGUCAAUAACCAGUUAUGAUAGUGAUGUACCUAGGGUCCCCUGAAGAAAAGUAAUGUAAGUUUUUUGUUGGCCUCUCUACCAGUUCUAGUAGAUGUUCUACCUCUUGGCUGCCUUUCUGACGAGGCCUGAAGCUGGUGUGGGAAGGGGAAUGCAGAACACAGCGUUGUUGUGGCCUCAGACAAGGGCACCAGAAGCAGAAUGCUUUCUUUGGCUGACAGUCCCAAGAUGACACGACUGGGUUUAUGUAGCAGUCUUGGUUGUAGGUCAGUUGUUUCUAAUCUUACAGUGUCUUCUGAAAGUUUCAAACUAAACUGAUUUGGGUUUGGAUUUUUUUGUGUGGCUUUAAUUUGAUCAACAGAAGGGCCAAAUAGUGAUAUACACUGAAGUGUCAAGGUAAUCCUGGAAAAUGUGGGAGUUCUGAAGUUAGGUAUCCUAUUUCCUUGCACCUGUACAAUUUCGUUGCACCCGACAGCUAUAUUCUGAUACGUGUUAGCAUCUCUAUACCUGUAUGCGUUUGAUGAUGCAGGCUGAUUGCUCUGUACUGCGUUUCUAAGUUUAAGCAAAACUUCAAAAUGCGUUGCUACUGGUUGCUUGCUGUUUUCAAAUUUUGGCUUGUCUAUCUCCAUAAAUACCUUAUUAGAGACCUUUUAUAUGGUGUUAUACUUCUUAACACUAAGGGAAUUUCCCAAAAUUACAGAUAUAAUGAAGAUUAAAUUUGAGGGUAUUAAGAUAACUAGUGUGAGUCCUCAUCUCUAAUCUGGAGACAAAUCUAUCAGAAGUUUCUUCUAAAUAAAUGCUGAUUUUCUGUGUUUAAAAUGGAAGCCUUGAUGGUAAAUAUUUAACUAAAUUCUACCUGAUUGUUAUAUUUAGACAUUAAAGGACGAAAUGCCAAUAAAUGAAAACACUGCUUUAGUAAACUGUAACAGAAUAUGUACAAGAAGUAAACAAAGUACAUUCCUGAUUACUUUCUCAGGUAAUCUGGUUGUGUUCAAUACAGUUUUAAAAUUUCUAGCCAAGUUUUGUUGCCAUCAUAGCUGUGGUGGGGGUGGAAGAGCCAAACCAGAAAGGAGCAGAUCUAACUGUAAGCUACUUUGCAUGUUGUCAAUUGACUAUAAAUUGCAGCAGUCAUUGACUCAGCGAAACAAGCUACAUAAUUCAGGUAAGAGACUUGCGUAUUUCUGUAUCUAGCAACAGAUCUUCAUUGAAUGUCAAUGUUUUUGUAAAUCACUUGUACCAGCUAUUCAGCAACAGUGCUUCUGUAGCUUUUUAAUGAAUCGUGUUUGAUAUGAUCGUUUAUUAAAUAAGGUGUAAGAAAAAUGGAACAUUAACUUUUUUUUUAAUGUCAUUCAGAUAUUUUCAGGUAUUAUUCAUCAGUCUUAAAAUAGCACGUCUUGUUUCCUUGGAUUUUACUUUCAUCUGAAGAUCGGUGAGUCUCUAGUCUAAAAGGAAAACGAUCCUAACACUUGCGUUUUGCGCUUCAUGCAGGUAAUAAGGCGGCAGAUAACUGUUUUACGUGAUGCUGUUAGGCAGCCGAAGUGUUGAUACUAAGCAACAAAUACUGCAAGUAUCUCUUCUUGAGUGAUUGUGCUGGUUUUGGCUUCUUGCUCUAUGGUGAUGUUUUGCUAUAAAGUUUUUUUUGCUAUGUAACAGAGUUUUCCUCAGACAAUGUUUUUAGGUUGUUAGCAGUAGGAAGUUUUUAGACAAUAACCCAACCUGUGUACGUAGAAAAGGGAGAGAUGACUGUCUGCUGUUUUCAUUUUAUACCAAGUGUGAAUAUUAACCUCUGAUUUUCUACAUGUAUAUUAAUGUAAAAUGGAUGUGUGUUCAUGCUUUCAGCCUACCCACAGAAGUACCUGUUUAAGAUGCAUGUGACUUUCUUGUCUAACAGCAUGCUAUAAAUGAAUUCUUAACUUACAGGAUUUUUGUUGAGACCUAUUUGCAUUAGAAAAAGAGAUGACACUCAAUACAGUGGCAUUUUGAUAGAAUAUGUUGAGAGGAUAGGUCCAUACAGAGUAAGAAUUCUCUCCGUAUGAAACGUGGCAGGUAUGAAAUCGUUAGAAAAUGUUAAAAUAUACUCAUAUCCUUGUGAAUGAUUAAGAGUAUUCCAUUUAUGUUACAGAGCUAUGGUCCAACCAUUUGAAGCUUUGCAAAGGUUUUAUGAGUAUGGAAUCUAGAUGUUUCUAGUAACCUAGUUUAAUGUUCAGGUGUGUUUUCCAUUUUAGAGGGUGUAACGUAACCUAAGUGUUUUAGAUGGCAACGUAUGGAUGUAGAAGCAGAUGGUUAAAUGCAAAACUUGAUGGAUGGCAAAAGCUACCGCAACCUCAUGGACAAGUUGUCCAUCUGUACUGAGACUCAGCGCAUACAGCUGGCUAGACCUUUCUGUGCUGACCCAGUGGUCACGUUUCAUGUGUACCCAGAAGGACCAAACCAGGUCACUUGCUCUGAAGAUUUGUCAUUCCUUCCUUUCAUGUCUGAGCAUCUCAUCGCAGAGAACUUCUACAGCGAGCCCUGUACCUUUCCCUACCAAAUGCCCCACGCAAGUUACCGCAGAAGUGAGUACUCCUAUGGGCCAGCUUUCAUCAGAAAGAGGAAUGAGAGGGAAAGACAGAGGGUUAAAUGUGUCAAUGAAGGCUAUGCUAAACUGAGGCAUCACCUACCUAAGGAAUACAUGGAGAAACGGCUCAGCAAAGUAGAGACACUCCGAGCUGCAAUCAAAUACAUUAGCUACCUACAGUCUCUUCUCUACAGUGAUUCUGGGGUGGCAGAGAAAAAUGUCGUGGAGCCAAGCCAAGCACAUAAAGCAAUUAACAAAACCGGUUUCUGA